Molecule: messenger RNA, 1798 nt
Organism: Dimorphilus gyrociliatus
Lineage: Eukaryota; Metazoa; Annelida; Polychaeta; Dinophilidae
Source: the annotation of a GenBank genome assembly
AUAAGCCGUAUACGUCACACCGAUUGCAGACGGUUUUAAUUUUGCUGUCAAUUCCAGUCAGAAAUAGCGACAAUACAUGUGUCAGCCAAUAGCAGACAAAUAUUAAAUAUUACAAGUCUUGAUAGAACUGAUUUUUUAUUUUAAUAAAAUUAGACAUUACUCUAAUUUGCACAGAGAAUAGUUAGGUUAGGUUCUACCGAAAAAAAAUUGAAUUAUAUUGUAAAUCAAUAUGGCACUUGCAGGUAAGAUUUGUUUAGUUACUGGAGCUAGUCGUGGAAUUGGAAGAGGUAUCGCAGUACAGCUUGGAGAAGCUGGAGCUAAGGUUUAUAUCACUGGUAGAACUUUGAAACCGAAGCCAGAUUCGAAAGGUGUUAGCCUUGAGGAAGUCGCGGAAGAAGUUCAAAAUCGAGGCGGUAUCUGUGUUCCAGUUGUUUGCGAUCAUAGUAAAGAUUCAGACAUCGAUGACCUCUUCAGACAAAUAUCGGUAGAAAAUGAUGGAAAGUUAGAUGUUCUCGUCAAUAAUGCCUAUGCUGCUGUCACUACAUUGUUAGAUACAGUUGAAAAGAAGAAAUUUUGGCAAAAGGAACCAGCUAAUGAACAUUGGGAUACUGUAAACAAUGUUGGCUUACGAAAUCACUAUAUUUGUACAGUUAAAGCCGCAAAUAUGAUGGUUCCGAGAAAGACUGGCUUAAUUAUUAACAUUUCUUCAUCUGGAGGACUUAGUUAUCUCUUUGACGUUGCUUAUGGUGUUGGAAAAGCUGCAUUAGAUAGAAUGUCUGUUGAUUGUGGUAUAGAGUUGAAAAAGCAUAAUGUAACUUGUGUAUCCCUUUGGCCAGGAGCAGUUAAAACUGAGUUACUCACUUCUGCAGAAAAUAUGAACGACCGUUUUAAAAGUAUAUUGAAUAAAUACAGUGAAUCCACCGAAUUUUCCGGUAAAGCCAUAGUUGCCUUGGCAUCUGACCCAAAUGUUUAUAAGAAAACUUCUAGGAUUCUUAUUACAGCAGAAUUAGCUUCAGAAUACGGUUUCAAAGAUAUCGAUGGAAAAAUGCCGCCUAGUGUGAGAUGGAUUGGCAUGGGGCGCGAAAUAGAAACUGGUAAACAUUUUGUAACAUUUCAUGAGGGGUCUUGCUAUUUUCUAUUAGGUUCAAAUUUUAUGUCGUUAUUUAUGUCAUUUAUUGCUAAGUUGUUCAGCAGAACGAUGUCUUCCAACGGAUUGGAAUCUGCAAUGCAUAAAGUCUUAAAAACUCCCUUAAAUGAGCCAUUUCCCUCAAAUAUGCAAAUGGUUUUGUUCGGAAUGGGAUGCUAUUGGGGUGCAGAAAGGCUGUUUUGGAAACAGAAAGGGGUAUACUCAACUCAAGUAGGAUUUGCAGGUGGAAGAGAUGAUAUUGAAGUUUCUUAUAGAAAAGUCUGUUCAGGACAAACGAAUCAUGCUGAAGUUGUGAGAGUUGUGUAUGAUCCUGAAAAAGUCACAUUUGAGAAACUGUUAUCACUGUUUUGGGAAAAUCAUGAUCCAACCCAAGGAAACAGACAGGGAAACGAUCAUGGCAGUCAAUAUCGCAGUGCUAUCUAUACGCUAACUGAUGAUCAACAAGAACAAGCUUUAAAUAGUAGAAAUGCUUAUCAGAAAUCACUUGAAAACAGUGCGAAGAAAGGUUGUAAAAUAACUACGGAAAUUCGUAGAGCUGGUAAAUUCUAUAUGGCUCAAUUGGAUCAUCAGCAAUAUUUGGAAAAGAAUCCUGGAGGUUAUUGUGGUUUAAAAGGCACAGGAGUUGUUUGCCAACUACAAAGAUUAAAAUAA